AUCGGCUAGGUCGCUCGGCUUCUUUUUGAAAUUCUGAUCCAAAUUUUACCAAACGUUGCUGUUUCCUUUUGCUUGUUCGGUGUUUUUCUGUUGUACGGGUGUGUUGCGUGUGUGAAAAUCAUGUGUUUUAUGUUGCACUGUGUGUAGUGAGCGUUAAACUGUGAGGAAAAAUGAAUCGACUGAAGCUGAAACCACUCAAGCUUCCGCGCGAAGCGAACCAAACGACCAGCCAACAGUCUGAGGAGAACCGGCCGAACGAACGACAAGGACCCACAGCGCAAAAAGCAUUCACGAGUGUCACCAGCGGGAGUAGCGCUGGUUCGAUUGGGAGUGCCAGCGCUAGUAAAUCUACGUCCAGCUACGGCAGCCGCAAGGAAUCGUCCGUACGGUUUCGGCUCGAGGACGAACUGCUUGGCAGUGGCAGCGAGCUCAGUGGCAGUGCAAGUGCGAGCAUAUCCGAAAGCCUCAGCGCGAACGACAAUCAUGACGACGAUAGUUUAGAGAUUAUGGAAGAAAUUUUAGUUCCGGCCGAUGGUGAUGAAAACAACGGCGACGACGAUGAUGAUGAUGAGCAAGAGAACGUUGGUGGUAUCAGUAGUGCCAGUGUGCCGACAGACGGUGACGAGAGUAGUUCCAGAAGUGUGGAAGCGUUAAAUCGAUCGAAGAAUCCGAACGUCCAGAGUGCUACGGUUGCCGAUCGAAAGAGACUGUUGUUCGAUAUUGGUGAAGACGAAGAUUUGUUACCGCGGAGUGCUGAACGACCGGCCAGUGGUGGUUUGUUCGAUAUAGAUCGUUUGAAUCUGUCCGGGGACGAAAUUGCUCAACAUUUCCAAGCGACCGCUGACAGUGAUCGAAGCGAAGAAAGGGAAGAGAAUUCCUUUGGCGGCCGUCCAAGAUCGUCGGAACAGGAAGAAUACGACGAUUCAUUCGGACAGGCGUCUGGGGAGAUUGAAAAAUCAGACCUUGUAUUUGGUGGUCGUAAGGAGGAAAGCAUAAAAUCGGUGGAUCUAGUGAAAGUGCAUCAAACGAAAGAAUUAUCGCCCCUGAACGAGGACGAUGUGUUGAUAAACGAUAGCAAGGUGAACUUGAACGCGCUGAAACAACGCAACCAGAUUGUAGUGCAGAAAGGAGGAGUAAAAUCGGAGGAAAAAAAUCGAAACCUUAAACUCAAUAUCAACAUCAUGGCGGAGGAAAGCAAUAACAAUAGUCAGGAUAAUAGUUUAAAUACGACGAACGACAUUUCGGACCUGGCGCCCGACACCGAAAGUGAACGGGUGGGAAGUGUUGAACUUGACCCACCGAGUGGUUCACUGCGGAAGACGAAACUGUCCGCCGAGUUUAGAAGUCUUAGUGUGCCGGAUGCGAUAGGAGCGGCAAAAGGUGGUAGCGGUGGCCCGUCUGGAGUUGGUUUCAUAAGUUUAGGGCCCAUGAAGGUGUCUGACGUUGGAUGUGCACAACCUAACGAAGAACAAGGCAGUUCAUCUUCCGGUGGGAGUGGCAUAUCGGAAGAUUUACGCGAACGGAUACUGUCCACUAGCAAAUCGUUCGAAGAAGUAAAGGCACAAGGUGUCGCUGCGAUCGAAAUGGUGGAAGAUAAGCUAGAACGAUCGGGUGGGGAAUCGGUCAAACCAAUGGAACGUGUGUCGGCUGAUCAGAAAGAAGCAUUGGAAGACAUUUCCGAGGAAUCGGAACAUACGAUCGGUGGUGGUAACUCGUCAACCACGGACGAUGAACAGCAACGGGUAGCGGGAAAGAGAGCAGCGACCCGACAGGAUGCAAACCAGCCGGGAAAUCUUAUCGAGCGUGGCAAGGAAAUGCGCACCAUUCUCGAGGAAAAGCUGCUGCAGAAGCAGCCCAGUGUUGGUGGUACGAUUUAUGAGGAUAAUAAGGAAAAUAUUCCCGAAGGUGGUUCACUGAAAGUGACGCCAGAAUUCGACAGUGUCAUUAGCCUGAAGAUGUUCCAAACAAUGGAGAACGAGAUAAGGAAAUUGCAUGAAAUAAUCGCUACCAAAGAUGUGCUUCUGAAUGCGUACGGUCGCAAGGAAGGUGGUGUCGUGCCGGGAAAGGAAGCUAGCUCCUGUGGUAGUCGGGCGGAAUCGUUGCGCGAUCAGCAAUUAUGCCGUUCACACAACAGUGAUUCGAUCAGUCUGGCCACUAACUCGACCGAGUACCGUCCGGUUGGUGACUUGACGGAAGUGGCCGGUACGAGUGGCACAGAGAAGGAGCUGUAUGCGAAAAUAAUCGAGCGCAAUCAGUGGGUUGAAGUGUUGGCGGAUAAGCUGAAAGAGGCACUCCAGAAUCGUAAUCAGCUCCAGUCGGAAGGUGAGAAACUGGCGGCCGAAGUGAUACAGCUAAAGAAACAGUUAGCCGAAACGGUGGAGAGUAUGAAGUUGAAGGCACAAAGUAGCUGGGGAGGUGUAAGACCACCGGACCAGGAAAGCACGAGCGGUGGUGGCCAACGGAUAUCGGAAAUAUCGAUUGAUUUGGUCAGCGAAACAGAGGAUGGAGGAUUGUCCGAUUUCCCCGACAUCUAUGAUGAGCCACCGUUGGGAUCAUCGGAGCGAGCUCUCGAGCACACCUUGCAACCUCCCGGAUGUGGUGAUCUAUCCGAGCUGAAUCCACUGCACAUUCCUCUAAAGAUAUCGAAACAACUCGAACAGUUCCGCCGCUACCUUUCGCCCGAAGAGGUGCGUCUGUUUAACAUGGUACAGGGAAAGUUUGAUGAUUUCCUGACACAGGAGCUGGACAUGGUGCGCGAUGGAGGUGAGGCAGAAAAUCGGGUACUGCGCGAACAGCUACAAAUCGAACGAGCGGACAAAGAGCAGGAAAUAAACCGAUUGCGACAGAUGCUCGGUAGCGUGAAGGCGGGUUCGAUCGAGAUCGCAGCAUUGCGAACCGAGCUGGAAGCACGCCACACACAAGAGAUGGCCGAUCUGCGCACGUACUUUGAGAAGAAGGUCGUCGAGCUGGAGAAACAGUACUCGGAGGAGGUGUUUUCACAGCAAAGCCGGCGUGUGUCGAACGAUGACACGGCAUCGGAAAUAUCCGGUGCGGAAGAGUUCCCGGAGGAGAACGGAGGCUACCAGUCGAAGCAUACGAGCCCGCGGAGGAAACAUAAAGAGGGUAUCUAUCUGAGUCCAACCCACCGAAAAAUUACACCGACAACGAUCGAUGCAACGGACGCUAGUGCGGAUGAGGUUCUUGUGGUGGAAAUAAUCGAGGACAAGGAGCAUCGUCAUCUGACAGCUGAUGAGCUUCGCGAAUUCUACCAAACCAAAAUCAAAGAGCUAAAUGCGCAGCACGAACGUGUGUUUACAAAUCUGCGCGAGAAGCUGAAGGUGUAUGAAGUCAAAGAACAGGAAAAGCAUAUGUUGUCUAAUCAAACGGCAUCCAUCGCCUCUUCCGUUGUGAAGGAUCACUGCUCACCAAUAAUGCUAACAAAUGAACCACCACCACCACCUCUGCCUUCCGCCGAGCGACUGCCAUCACCCACCGACACUGCAGACGUCGCAAACACUCAUGCCGGUGACGCACUGCUAACUAACCUCAGCUCAUCCGAUACUAACAACAUCAAGCAGGAGCAGCGGCAGCUGGUGCAGCAGCAGGGAUCGAUCCGACUGCAAACGCCAACGUUUGCGGGAGAGUUGGGAUCGGAUACCGAUCUGCAGGACAUCAUUGCCGGGUAUGAGCGGCGCUUGCAAGAACAGGUUGCACUCGCCCGGCAAGAUGUCCUGAAGGAGCUUGAAGUACAGAUACAGGCGCUACUGACGGACAGUUCAUUUGAGGACAGCCACUGGCCACCGGAGUUGGUGUUGCUACGGGAAAAGUUUACAGCCAAGAGUCAACUGGAAAUUGCUCAGCUGCAACUCAAACAUGAAGAAGAGAUGGCUCGCAUGAAGAACGACUUUGAGAAGCAGUUGCAGCGCAAGCUGAAGCGUCACACAACGUUCGAUUCUAGUCGUGGUCUGGAUAAAAUCAUUAGCGAGCGUGAUAGCUUACGGGAGCUCUCAUCGACCCUGCGAAAUGUGGUCGGCGGGUUGGCGAAGUAUUUCUCGGUAUGUGAGGAAGAUCUCAACAGCACCGUGCUGGAAGAAUUGCAGCGCGUUCAACAGCUGCAACAGCACAGCAACGAAUCGUUGCUGCCGGCUGAUGUAAGCGCUGAUGAGGGUCAGCUGGUGGUGGGGGCUGCUGACUGUACGGCUACCGAGAGUGUGUUGAACGUCACGGACGUAUCCUUCCUAGCGUCGUGUAAAUUGCUCAAGUUCGCACCAGACGUGUCCGGUAUCAUCUCGAUCAUCGAGGAUCCAUCGUUGGUAGAGUACGUGUCCGCGAAAGGACAGCCGCGUGAUGGAGAUACGGAACCGGAAAAUAUAUCGCUCAAUCUGGAGGAAUGUAUGGAGCGGUUAAAAGCGGAAGCACACAGCUUACUUGCCCUGUCCGAGCGUAUCAAACAAAAAGCUACCGCACCGAAGGAUAACGAAUCGGACAAGGCGUCCGAAAAGAAUGACAGUUGCGAGGAAGAGGAUGGUUUAAAACGACGUGGCAAAUCGACCGACAAAGGGCUCGAAAGUGCACGAUCAUUCGAUGAGAACAUUGUGCGGGAGGUUGUACCGGAGCGUGACGGUAAAGCGAACGGUGCCAACAGUUGCCGUAGUCUACCGAUCGAUCUAGCGGGAUUACAGCUAAACGGGGAGCUAAACAUGCAGCUGCACGAGCUUAAAAAUCGUUUGCUUAAGUCGGAAGAUGAGCGCAAGCUGCUCGAAACGGAGCUGGCCGAAGCACGGAGCAAGCAGAACAGUCUGGUGAGCGAGUUGUCUGAGACAAAGCAACACCUGCUGGAACUCAACAGUCAGCGGGUGGAGUUCAGUGAGGGUUACGGCACGAAUGCAUUGCUGCCGACUGCACAGCGUGUGAACAAUUCGUUCGUAGAGCUACAAGAGCGGGCCAAAGUGUUGCUGGGCAGUGCUGGCACAGGUCCAGAUCAAACGGUCGAGGACAAUUCAAUGUUGCUGCAGCUGGUGGAAGAUUUCUGUCGCGAGGGUGAACGUUACCUUGAAGACGAAAAGCGCGACCGGAUGGAUUUGCAAUCGCAGAUUGAAGCGGCCGAUAAACAGCUUAAAGCAACACGACAAUUCCUCGAAGACCAGGCUGCUGAACGUGAGCAGGAACGUGACGAGUUCGUUAAGGAAAUCGAACGGCUCAAGUGCACGAUGCGUGAGAAGGACAAGGAUAAGGUGAACUUUGAGCGUGCCAGCAAGGAGGAGGGAUGCGUGAGCGACUGUAGAUAUGCAAAAGAAAAUCGAGCAAUUGCUGCAAACCUGGAAACGAUGGAACAGCAGGUGAAGGAACUAACGACACAGAUCACCGACCGGGACGAUCGGUUGCGAAAGAUGGAAGCAGACCUGAAGGAUUCAAUCGAUAAGGGUUUCACGUUGCGAGAAAUUAUCUCCGAGCUCGAAACUCAGAUCGAAAGCAAGACAAUCAACGAGCUGGUGUUGGAGACGAAGGCUAAGGAGCUGGAGAAGUACAUCGACGUGCAGAAUCAGCAAAAUGAAUCGCUCCACCAAGAGAUGGAAAGCGUCAAGACGGAUUUGGUCGGUCGCGGGUACGAUGAAAAGAUUGCCAAGCUGGAGGAGGAACUGCGGCAGCGUCAACCGUCAGCCGAGCAGAGCAUCGUCCUGGAGGCACUCACCGUCCAACUGAGGGAUAUUGAGGAAACACUCGAGCGCAAGACGAAAAACUUGGAAACGCUUCAUUCCACUUCGGGUGCGUCGCUGGGAUGCAGCAGCCCUUCGGAAGAUGUUUCCGUAAACCAGGACAGUCCGCUGCAUCGACAGAGGAAGGGCGCGUCUGGUGGCGGUGCGGAGGAUGGUUCACCGGGUGAUGAUAAACCGAAAGUAACGCCCUUGCCGGUCGAUGAAGUGCAGCGGAUAUUCGAUAAGCUGCAUCGACAUUCGCGCGUCGAGGAUGUGGCUAUCAAGCGCAUCAACGAUCUUGAGAUGCAGAUUACCAACAUCAGGAGUGGUUAUGCGGAACUUCAACACGAGCGCGAUGUACUGCAAGAGAAGAUGUCCGAACAGUCGAUGAAAAUCUCAUCGCUCCAGACGAAACUAGACGAGCAGCGAUUACGUGCGGAAGAACUGCAUCGACAAGGCACAUCACAGCUGACGGUAAAGGUGCACGAUCUGCAAAACGAGCUCCAUAAUCUGAAGGAAACGCUCCAAACGCGCGACAAGCAGAUUGCUAAUCUGAAACAGUUUCUCGAGAACAGUCAGCAAGCGAUUGCCCGGCAAGAGAAGGAACUGGCCAUGAAUCAGGACGGCGUGGAACGUAGCCAGCAAGAGCAACGACUGGAGUCUGAGCUGAAAGCGAAAGAGGAAGAGAUUCGCGUCCUGAAGGAUCGUAUCAAGAACGAGAUGAUCAAUAAGGCGGCAUUGCCGGAUCUGAUGGAAACGAUACUGGCGGACAAGAAUGAAGAAAUCGAUCAGCUGAAGGAAAAGCUACAACAGUAUCAGCAAAUCGCGACGGAUAAGGUGGAUGGAAAUCAGCACAAUGAUUUGGGCGCUGUAGCGAGAGACGACGAUGGUGGCCGAACGUUGAGCGAUGUCGUUUCCAUAACCGAUGGUGACGAAUCGGACAUGGUGAUGCGAAGGAUGCCGGAACAGAACACACUGGGAGGUAUACUGCCCGUACACAGCAUUCCAAUGAUGUUUCUGGCCGACUUCUGUAUACUGACGAUAAAGGAUUCCGGUUUAUCGUUGCUUCCGAACCAUUCCAAACAAUCAUCGGCCCCAAUGACAGGGCACAUGCUGAGUGGUGGCCAUGAUUCGACGAUGCUUAACUCCAUCCCACUGCGUUCGAACUUUUUCCACGACGUGUGUUCGGCCGUUCCCCGCGUACCGGAUCAAACGUGCAGCAGCGCACCGACACCGGAGUGUGUACCACGACAGAUCGACUUUUCGUUGGUCGAUACGCCACAUCUCGGUGCCCACCGACAGACAGCACCUUCCUCUGCGCCACAAAUGUUGAUGUUUUUCGGUGCCAACACAGCGGGCAUCAGUCCAAGGUGUUUGGUACGAGAACCGGCCGUUAUUGAGGAGAUUAUUGAGGACGAAGAAUACAACAACGAUAUUGUGCAGGACCAUGCUCAACCCAGCGCCUCGAAUGAAGCACAGGCAACAAACCUAGAAGGUGAGAUGGAGUCUUUAAAACUAAGCUUAGAUAAGGUAGUGAGUGAAAAGAACGAGCAAAUAGAGACGUUGAAGGUCGAGCUGCAACAGAAGGUGGAACAGAUGGAGGAUCUUCAGGUUGAGCUAGCGGCUCGAAACAAGCUGUACGAAGAUUUGAUGCAAGAGAAGAAAGAGCUGCGUGACGAGGUGGAAAAGGUGAAGCAAGAGCUAUGCAGACUUGAUCAGCAGGCGCACGAUCUGCAGCGAAAGGAUGCAGAAUUAAGAGCGGCAUUGGAGGAGGUACGUCAGAAAGAAGCCGAACUCGGUGAGGUAAACUCCAAGUACGAGAAGGUACGCAUCGAAAUGGAAGAUGUUACGAAGGAAGCCAGUGUUCUGCGGGCUGAACAACAGCGGCAAAAACUGGAGGUGGACACACUGCGACAGCAGGUCGAAUCUCUGAACAAAACUAUCGGCCAUAAGGAUGAGCUGAUGUCGAAGUUGGAAAAAGAUUUGCUUAACUAUAGCAAAAACGAAGAAAAAUACCUCGAACAGUUACGCUCACUAGACGCGAAGGAGACGGAACUGAAAAUAAUGCAAGGCAACUACAAGGAUCGUCUACAUGAGAUCGAGAUUCUGAACGAGGAUAAUCGCUUCCUGACGGAGGACAUUAAUCGGUUGAAGAAUGAAAUCGCCCGCAGUAACAACUCGCUCAGCUCGAACUCUUCUUACGUGCAGGCACUGAAGCAAAACUGUACCAAACUCGAGGAAGAGUUGCAAGAAACGAAGCUUUUACUGACGGAAAAGAUGUUGGCUCUCGAACGUGUAAGAAUAGAUCUGAGCGGUUGUCAGCAUGAAACGGAAGAUUUACGCUCUGCACUGAAGGAAAAAGAAAUGAUCAUACAGCAGAUCGGUGACGAUGGAAACAGUCUCCACGAGGCGCUGUCAAACAUUCAGGAGAAAAUGCAGGAGAAAAACGUUACCCUUAACAGUAAACUGCGGGAGGAACAGGAGCGUAAUGCGCAACUACAAACGGAGAUGGAGCGAUUGAAGCAGCAAUUGCAGCGCAGCGACAACUCGUCCAGUCCUAAACCGUUCUCGGUGGAGGAAAUAGCGGAGCAGCUUGAAAAGGAGCUCAACUAUUCCGCACAGCUUGACUCGAGCAUUCUGAAAGCGAUCGAGAGCGAUGACAUGAACACGGACGAAGAGCGUCAGGGUACUUGCGGAACGGUAGGUAGAAAAGCGGUCUCUCGGAAACCUUCCGACCUGGACGAUUUAAGGCAGAAAUUGCAAUUGGAGGUUGACAAAGGGAAAAAGAUGCAAGAACUGCUCGAAGGUGAGAAGCAAAACUCGGCCGACAUACAGCAACAGGAUGCAGAAAUCAUUGAAGCGAUGCGCAUUCGAUUAGAGGCAGCUCUGGGUAAUGAGAGUACCUUGCAGCGGUUGCUCGAAGAGGAGCGAACUAAAAACGAACGCCUGUCGCGAAUGGUGGGUGGACUGCAGAGGACGAAAUCGUUCGAUAAUUACCUCCUGAUGAAGGGUAAAGGAUCACCCCAGGAUGGAUCUCCACAGCGGCGCCUUAACCGUAGUAACGAGUUUGAAACCGAUAUGGUGGCGCGUUACGAAAGUGAACUAAAGUUCCUGACGGCACAGAAUGCCCGCGAACGUGAAAGAACCGCCGACCUACAGCGAGUGCUCGAACGUGAACGGGAGCGUUUCGAAAGGGAAAUCACCGAGCGAACCGAACACGGUGAGCAGGUGAAGAAGGAGCUGAACCGAGUGCUGAAGGAAAAGGAAUCGCUCGAGCUAGAAUUAGACCACGAGCAGGAGAAAUUGGAACUAGCGCACAAAGAGAUCGAAAGCUUAGAAAAGCGCAUCGGUGCGUUGCAGGAAGCGGAAGCACUACGUUCGGCACGUCGAGAACGAACGUCCGGUCAAAAUUCGCUCGAAUAUCAGGAACUGAAGCUUCGUCUGGAAAGUGUGGAAUUUGAGCGCACUCAACUUCGAGACACGGUACAAAGUCUCCGCUCCGAGGUGGAUCGGCGACGCGUCCGAGAAGAGCAUCUUACACAAGCGCUUUCGCGUGAAAAUUCACUAAACGCACAGCACCAAAGCCAACAGCAGAUCGUGCCGGAGGAGUUCCUGAACAAGCUGAAGGAUCUGAACCGUAUGCUGGAGGCGAAUGCACGCGAAAAUCAGCAGCAGGCCGAAACGGUACGCUUCAUGAUGGAGGAACGACGCGCAUUGCAGCACCGUAUCCAGGAGCUGGAACGGUACAACGUACACAGCAGCGGAGGAGCCCAUCACCAGCGAGAGGAUCUGGAGGAGCGGGCGAACCACCUGUUCGGGAAGUAUCUACGCUCGGAAAGCCACCGGAAGGCACUGGUCCACCAGAAGCGCUACCUACAGAUCGUGUUGACCACGUACGAGGAGAAUGAAGCGAAAGCGCUUGCCCUACUCAACGCACAGCUUCCACCCGGCCAGCUGGAAGUGCUUGCUCUAGCGAGUGGACCACGCUCUCUCGAAACUUCCUCACAUCCGCGGCGCAAAUCGUUCCGUUCGAUUGUAACGGUGAUCGUGGCUAUCGAACGGAUGAAGUACCUCGUCCGUAAAUGGCACGGUGGGCGACGGGUUUGUGCGAAGGCCAUCUUCUCACAACCGUUCAGCCCGCGACGUUCACAGUCCGCCAGCACGAACGUUUGGGCACGGUCGCCCGGUUCACAUUUCGUGGAGUAUGCGACGUCAGGUGGCGGUACUGGUGGAAUAGUGCGAAUGGAACGUGCCGAACCGAUACCACCACAGGUGUUCGGUGUCUCGACCGGUGGUGGGGCCUUUGCGAGGACACUUGCCGUACCGAUUGCAUCGCCAACCUCUUCGCUACGCAUGUCCGUGGACGUUCUCGAGACGCUCCGAGAGCAUCAGCAUCCACAACCACAUCCACAACCGCAGUACAAUCGGAAUACUCAUGGCAAUCGAUAGUGUUGACGGUAAACAUUCUCCAAAAACUUACUGUGGACGUGUAGUAUGUAGAUUGACUAAACUGCCAGCACAACAGAUACCUAUACAUCCACAAAGAAACUCAUUUCCCACGGAGAUUAGACGAACUUAGACAGGUCCGAAGAUCAUUGGGAUUGUUUGUUAUAAAAUUGGUACAAAAAAGUAUUAAUCUCCCCCAAAUAUUACCCGAUAGGUAGCAGUAAUGGAUAGAAAAGCAAAGUGAAGUUUGUAAAUGUUGACAACGAUAGUCCACUAUCCGGCCAUAUUAGUAGAAUUUCUUUCUAAUGGGGCGCACAAUGAAAUACGACGGUUGGGAGAGAGAAGAUAGUUUUAUAGCAAGUUAACUUGAAUACUUAAAGCAUGUCCCCAGAAGGGUAAAACUGUUGUUCGAUGCAUGUUAUUAUGAUCGCCGAGCAGUUGUUUUAAAUGCCGGAAAGCCUCGCUUGGCCAUAGCAGUGGUAUAAUGUGAAGUAGUAAUUGAUCUCUAAUCUCUGUAUUAAUCGCAGUAAAUUGCACCCGUUUGUUCUGUAGUGCUGUUUGCAGCACUGUCUUUCCUUUGUAUUGAACUAUUUUAACAGUAUUUUGAUAUACAAUUGAGAGGGCUAUUGAGAAAAUUUUUAAAAUAAACACAAAAUACGAAAACAAAAGCACACCGGUAAAACUUGGACACGGAAACAGUGCCUUACUAGCGCAGUUUGCUCUCUAAUCGAUCAUGCAGUUCCCAUUUCUAUCCAUUCAUUUAUAUUACAUUUUUCAACUUUAAGCCUUAUCAAAUCAUUAAUUGUUUCAAAGUUAUGGACAAAACUCCAACGAGCGUGGGCGCAAAAGCUGGAGGAGAUCUUUUAUUUGUACGCUACUUAGAACGAGUAAAGGUGGAAUUAUUUCCUUUUCCGUUUUGUUGAUUACAAAGGAUGACUACUACCGGCACCCAAAAUCAAAAGCCAUCAUUGUGUCAGAUUAAACAAGCCAUACAUACAGCAGCGUGUAGAUCGCGUCGGUGAAAGAAGAAUGUUGUAUGGCUAGGGACUUUAUUUAUAAAUUGUCUUUUUUUUAAAUAAUUUGUGACGUACGUAAGUUCUUCUGUAAUAUUCACUAGACGUUUCCGUAUUUCUCAUGACAGUAGAGUAGAUUUAGGUUAGUUUCAUUGCUAGGUACAAGUGCACCACAUUAAAGGAGACAAAUUGUAAUAUAGUUCUGAGAAUGUUAAAUGAUA
Anopheles funestus (African malaria mosquito) is the source of this 11376-nucleotide messenger RNA. Its product is annotated as pericentrin. Gene Ontology annotation, biological process: signal transduction. NCBI's taxonomy places the organism in Eukaryota, Metazoa, Arthropoda, Insecta, Diptera, Culicidae. The coding region runs from base 171 to 10145 and encodes 3324 amino acids. Gene Ontology annotation, molecular function: molecular adaptor activity. The transcript is spliced from 13 exons. The record is from RefSeq and is a predicted model, not a curated record.